Juglans microcarpa x Juglans regia is the source of this 396-nucleotide messenger RNA. RefSeq lists its product as uncharacterized. The transcript has 2 exons. Bases 1 to 396 code for a protein of 131 amino acids. NCBI's taxonomy places the organism in Eukaryota, Viridiplantae, Streptophyta, Magnoliopsida, Fagales, Juglandaceae. The record is from RefSeq and is a predicted model, not a curated record.
AUGAAUGAAAGCGACUACGUGGUACAAUUAACCGAGGUUGGGCAUGUUGAUUGUCAAAAUGUUUGCCCUGAUACCCAAAGCUGUCAAAGUUCUUUAAAAGUUGAGGAGGAGGAGGAGGAUGAAGAUGUAGAUUUUAAUCCCUUUUCAAAGGAAACCCUUUCACCUGAAGCUUCCUCAAGCUUGAGUUCUGAAAUUGAUGGCUUGGAUGUUGAUGUAGUCGACAGUGGGGGAAAGGUCUUCGAUAAUGGUGUUGGAAUUAAUCUAUCAAAGCCAACUAGCGAGGUGCAAAACUCUGUCGUUGGAGAUUCUGAGCAUGGCGAGGUGGAAACUGUUAUGCAAGCUACAGUAUCCCCCGAAGGAGUGUGCGAGAAAGAAUUGCUAAAUUCUGUUUCCUGA